Plutella xylostella (diamondback moth) is the source of this 903-nucleotide messenger RNA. RefSeq names its product intraflagellar transport protein 122 homolog. The record is from RefSeq and is a predicted model, not a curated record. Gene Ontology annotation, biological process: intraciliary retrograde transport; protein localization to cilium; non-motile cilium assembly. NCBI's taxonomy places the organism in Eukaryota, Metazoa, Arthropoda, Insecta, Lepidoptera, Plutellidae. Gene Ontology annotation, cellular component: intraciliary transport particle A; non-motile cilium.
AUGGGGCGCUGGGCCGCCGCCGCCGCCUCCUUCCUGUCCGUGGGGGCUCAGGCACAGGCUCUGAGCCUAUAUACCGACCUGCGCAUGUUCAAUAAGGCACAGGAACUAGUAACAGACAGUGCGGGCGGCUUAGCACUGGCGCGGCGGCGCGCGGAGUGGGCGCGCCACGCCGGGUCCCCGAGCGCCCCGGCCAUGUUCCUGGCGUGCGGCGACGUGCCUCGCGCGGCCGAGCUGCUGCAAGCCGCCCAGCGCCCCGCACAAUUAAUCGAGCUAUCCCGCAAACUGGAACUAGGAUCAAGGGACGCGCUGCGCCACGUCGCCGGCGCUCUGGAGGCCGUGGGCGAGCGCGCCGCCGCCGCCGCCGUCUACGAGCGACUCGCCGACUACAAAAAAGUGGCCGAGCUAGCGGUGGCAGCCGGCGAUUGGGACCGCGCCUUCUCUCUAGCUGAAGAGCGGAGUGAAGUCCGGCGACUAGUCUACUUACCGUACGCACUUCACUGCGCACAACGGAACAUGUUCGUGGAGGCGCAGCAAGCCUACCACAUGGCGGGCGAGACCGUCACAGCGAUGCGGGUGUUCUCCAUACUAGUGGACAACGCCGUGCUAGAACAACGACACAGUGACGCCAGCUACUUGCACCAGCUACUGGCACGCCGCUGCCUCGCGCCUGACAACCCAUCACACUCCAUGUCCUCCUACCAACACAACCUAUGGCUGGCGCAAGUGUACCACGCGUACGACGCGGUGCACCGCUGCGCACACGAGCCCUUCUCGCUCAGCGCGCCGGACAGCCUGCUCAACGCCGCCAGGUAUGUGUCUUCUUCUUCUUACUAGCCUUAUUAUCUAUUUUUAAUCUCAGAUUCUGAACGGCUCACCAACCGUCGAUUGUCCUGCCAAUAGAAC